UGACAUUUGACAGUGGUAAGAUACAAUGUAUAUGAUAGGUUAUGUUUAGAAUAGAUAGAAUAAACAAUGUAUUUUAUUUUAAUUUAUUAGUUACUUACACAUGUAUGUCAAUUAUCAAUUUUCAUUAAUAUCUGCGUAUAUAUUUAAAUAUUAAAAGCAACAAAGACUUGGGUUCUAGUACAUUUCAAUUUAAAAUAAAAUGCAACACAUAGCUGUAACAUGGAGACGAUUGUCUAGCCAUGUGAGAACAAGCGCUGCCUUUUCAAGAUUCCAAGGAGUAGUGAAAGUGGCUUUUAGUGAUAAAUACUUACUUUAUACAAAUAUUACAAUUUCACUGACACUAUCAUCUGUUGGUGAUGGUAUGGAACAAAUGUACGAACUGUAUACUGGUGAUUUAAAGGAGUAUAAUCCCCAACGGACUAUGCAAAUGGCGUUUUCUGGUAUAGGAGUUGGUAUUUUAUGUCAUCACUGGUACAAAGUACUAGAUAGGUUUAUUAUAGGUAAAUCAUUUGACAUGGUAGUGAAAAAACUUAUGCUUGACCAACUUAUAUUUUCACCUAUUAUGAUUAUAACAUUCUUUGGUAGUUUAGCCUUACUGGAAAAGGAUCCAUGGACAAAUUUUCAGGAUGAGGUCAAAGACAAGUUUACUACUUUGUACAAAGCUGAAUGGAUGGUGUGGCCACCUGCUCAAAUUAUCAACUUUUAUUUUUUACCAACCAGAUACAGAGUUUUGUAUGACAACACAAUUUCUUUAGGGUAUGAUGUAUACACAUCUCAAGUUAAGCACAAUAAGUCGUUAAAAACUGUAACUAAAGAUGUAAUGUCAUGAUCUAGUCCAAUAGUAAGUAAAUUAUUCCUAUUUUUAUGGCAAUUUUAUGUAAAUAAAUACGAGUAUUAGCAUAAUAAAGUCAAUUACCUUAAAAUAUAAAUACCUAUUUAAGAAAACAGUGUAAGUAGGUACUUAACUCUACAUUCUAUAGAUAGCAAUAUGCACAUGCAGUUUAACUGCAGCAAAUGUACCAUAAAUAUAAUUAUGAUAAUUGUUCUGAUGAUAAUUAUUAUAAAUUGUUGUUUACAUUGUUACCAAAA
This is a messenger RNA of Bicyclus anynana (squinting bush brown), 1089 nucleotides long. RefSeq names its product mpv17-like protein 2. The transcript has 2 exons. Bases 200 to 829 code for a protein of 209 amino acids. Gene Ontology annotation, biological process: mitochondrial ribosome assembly. Lineage: Eukaryota; Metazoa; Arthropoda; Insecta; Lepidoptera; Nymphalidae. The record is from RefSeq and is a predicted model, not a curated record. Gene Ontology annotation, cellular component: cytoplasm; membrane.